Molecule: messenger RNA, 345 nt
Organism: Ogataea philodendri
Lineage: Eukaryota; Fungi; Ascomycota; Pichiomycetes; Pichiales; Pichiaceae
Exons: 1
Coding region: 1-345 (114 amino acids)
Source: RefSeq, a predicted model, not a curated record
AUGCGCCUAGUCAAUUUUAUCUCCUAUACAGACCAGAUUCUUGUAGUAUGGUCUCGUGAGGCAGUGGCUAUUCCCAGUCCGUCUGGGGAUAUCUUGAUUUUACUGACAGAGUCUCGGUGUCCAUCGAGCGUUCCUAUGAUAGUCCCCAUGACGCAGUCCCAGACCACCACCGACGAAUAUUCUGCAUAUGAUGCAAAUAGCAAUCUUCCCGACUUUGAAAAGUCGAUAGAGAGCACUCCUGGAUUAUCCAAAGCUGCCACCAUCGAUGAUUUCGUGCUCAGUUUCAUUGACGAAGCAGAGUCUUCCACCACCUGCUCUUCUGGCUUGUAUGAGCGAAAGUGCUGA